Nematolebias whitei (Rio pearlfish) is the source of this 892-nucleotide messenger RNA. RefSeq names its product TAFA chemokine like family member 5, like (gene tafa5l). The transcript is spliced from 5 exons. Bases 178 to 576 code for a protein of 132 amino acids. NCBI's taxonomy places the organism in Eukaryota, Metazoa, Chordata, Actinopteri, Cyprinodontiformes, Rivulidae. The record is from RefSeq and is a predicted model, not a curated record.
GGAGGGAAUCUAAAAGAGCAACACGCACAAAAAGGAGGGAUUACUCAGUCCCUCUCCUGUUAUAACUUCAAAAUGGAUGCCCACGGCAGGCUUUGGGGACGCCACUGGAUAAGCCGCUGAGCUGUUUGACAUCUGAGCGUUUAAAGUUUGGAUAAUCUGAACGGCUUAAGGUGGAGGAUGCAGACUGGAGGCAAGACGCUGUCGGCAGGUGGAGGUGCGUCACUCUGCUGCCUACUUCUCCUCUGGCUCAUCUACUCACAUCUGCUCAGAGAGGGCCAGUUGGCGGUGGGAACCUGUGAGAUAGUGAUGCUCAAUAGAGACAGUAGUGUUCCCAGACGGACAAUCGCCAGGCAGACUGCCCGCUGCGCUUGCCGGAGAGGCCAGAUCGCCGGCACCACCAGGGCGAGACCAGCCUGUGUAGAUGCACGAAUUGUGCGGAGCCGUCAGUGGUGUGAGAUGGCUCCCUGCCUGGAGGGGGAGGUCUGCAGCCUCCUGUUCAACAGAUCCGGCUGGACCUGCACCAGGGGCAGCGGUCGCAUCAAGACCGUCACGCCUUUGCCCAAGGAGCCAUCGUAGGAUGCAGGAGAAAACAGCAAGUUUAUUGACGUCCCUUUUUAGAAGAAAGCUAAGGCCAGUCACCAUGCCUGAACAUCGUGUCCAUUCACUUAUGAGCCUCUCAAACUUUAAACAAGGCCUGACUCAAUAAAGAAAAAAAAUAUCGCCUAGACAUCCGCCAGUCAUCCCAGCAAGAAAUCAUCUGGCCAACACUUCGGGGAACUCUGAGCAGCAUAGAAAAAGUGAAACCUUUCAGCGUCAGCAUUGAACUUUCACUGCAAAUUCAUGGAUUCAUUGUUGAACAAAAUCCCUGUGAAGAGCAGUUAUCAGAGGAAAG